CGCGAGCAACAGUUGCUCGCCAGCGCGCAAACGUGACGGACGUCCGCAGCUGAAAUUCGGCAAAUAAAGAGCUUUUGACAGCAAGUGCGAGUGUUUGCUCCGCCGCGAAAGCCAAGAUCAAGUGUUGCACAAAAAGUGGUCGUUGUUGUCGUUGUCGUUGUUGUUGUUGGUGUUUGUGUUUGUGUUGUUUUUAUUGUUAUUGGUUUUGUACGGGUUUCGUUAUUUUUUGGGCGUUUCGCGCGUACACCGCUAAUUUUAACAUAUGCAUAGCAUCCGGCAUUAUGCCGCGACAGCUGGUUGUGCAUUGAAAUUGAAAUUGAAAUUGAAACAGAAAUUGAAAUCGAAAUCGAGAGUGUGAAGCGAGUCCGAGUGCAACAACCCGCUGCAACAUCUGUGGCCGCUGCAUUCAUAUUUAAAUAAAUAAAAGCUAAAGUCAACAAAAACGGCGCGAAUUGCAUUUUGUUUAUAAAUGUCAAAGGCACGAAAACCUUGACCCACACAGUAAAUAUUUGUGAAGAGAGAGAAAGAAAUAUACAUACAUAUAUAUGUAUGUAUAUCUGUACACUUGCUCAUAGAUUCCAACUUAUAUAAGAGCAAUUGACACAAAUCAAAGUGAAGUGCGUUCCACACUGAGAGAAAUAACAAAUAUGAUUCGGCGGCUUCUGUGUUUGUGGCUCAGCUUCAGCGUUUUCAUUGUGGAUUUUGCCGCUAGUCAAAACGCUGCAGUUGUUGCUGCCGCUGUCGCUGCGGGCCAAAAUCAAUCUCAAGUCUAUGUCACAGACUCUUGCCUCGAGAAGCCGUACCGCUGCCCGCACCCGAAGAUCCAGUUCUACCUGUACACGCGGCGCACCCAGGAGGAGCCCGAGUAUCUGGAUGUGCUCGAUCCGAACGCCCUCUACUACACACACUUCAAUCCGCGACACCCCACCAAGAUCAUCAUCCAUGGCUUUGGCGGCGGUCGCAUGCUCAGCCCCAGCCCGGACCUCCGGGAGGCGUACUUCAGCAUCGGCGAGUACAACAUCAUCAUCGUGGACUACAGCAACGCGGUGAAGGAGCCCUGCCUGAGUCAAAUGGAGUGGGCGCCGCGCUUCGGCAGCCUCUGCAUCUCGCAGCUGGUCAAGUACCUGGCGCGACAUCCGCGCGGCGUCCAGCCGGACGAUCUGCACUUCAUUGGCUACAGCGUGGGCGCCCACAUCGCGGGCCUCGUUGCCAACUACCUGAAGCCCGAGGAGGGCAAGAUCGGGCGCAUCACGGCUCUGGAUCCCACCAUAUUCUUCUAUGCGGGUGCGAACAACUCACGCGAUCUGGACACGAGUGAUGCGCACUUUGUCGAUGUCUUGCACACGGGCGCCGGCAUCCUGGGACAGUGGCACUCGAGUGGACAUGCCGACUUCUAUGUCAAUGGCGGUACCAGGCAGCCAGCGUGCGUCGGCUCUGCCACGUUGUUUCAAACUUUGGCCUGCGAUCACACCAAGGUCACGCCGUACUUUAUCGAGUCGAUAACAACGAAGCGAGGCUUCUAUGCGGGGCCCUGUCCGAAUCUGUUCACCUAUCUGAUAGGAUGGUGCGAGCCCAAGGACUCGGAGUAUGUGCUCAUGGGCGAGCACUGUUCGCACAAAGCACGUGGCAACUACUAUGUGACGACGAAUGCGAAGGCGCCCUUUGCACGCGGCUUUCCGGGCAAGGGGCGGGCCAACGGGGAGUACCAGGGCGUAAGGCGCUGAUCGGCUGGUUCGAAUCGAGUUUACUCUAUAUACAUAGACAUAUAGUAUGUUCGAUGUAGCACUCAUGUGAUUUUAGUUCGUUGUCUCCUAAUUACGUGUACUUGUAUUUAUUUCCCACUCGUUUCAUCUUAGUUUUUACCAUCCGCCGCCAUCGUCGUCGUCCGCGCCUCGUACAAAUCGAAAUCUAAUCAUUAAAUUUAGCUAAAAAUCAAUAAAAAAAAUACAC
This is a messenger RNA of Drosophila mojavensis, 1950 nucleotides long. RefSeq names its product phospholipase A1 member A. The record is from RefSeq and is a predicted model, not a curated record. The coding region runs from base 648 to 1724 and encodes 358 amino acids. The transcript has 4 exons. Lineage: Eukaryota; Metazoa; Arthropoda; Insecta; Diptera; Drosophilidae. Gene Ontology annotation, molecular function: lipase activity. Gene Ontology annotation, biological process: lipid metabolic process.